Molecule: messenger RNA, 2047 nt
Organism: Lytechinus variegatus (green sea urchin)
Lineage: Eukaryota; Metazoa; Echinodermata; Echinoidea; Temnopleuroida; Toxopneustidae
Product: solute carrier family 23 member 1-like
Exons: 12
Coding region: 137-2008 (623 amino acids)
Biological process (GO): transmembrane transport
Cellular component (GO): membrane
Molecular function (GO): transmembrane transporter activity
Source: RefSeq, a predicted model, not a curated record
UUUUCACCUCGACCGUUAGAGACAAAUUUUACACCCACAUUUCACAGUCAAAAUAAGGUCAGGCCUAUUUGACAAAAAGUCUAGCUCAGUGUGUUCAGGGCGCGCUGAGGUUAGUUACAAGUUGAAGGUGCAUAACAUGGAGAACGAAGUGGUGGCUGAGAUCGACGUUGGACUGGAGGAGAUAAGAAAUGGGACAUCGGAAGGUAGGACAUCUCAAGUGGCCAAGGAAAAGGCUGAAAUCAUCCUCUCCAGUAUUCAAAGUGUCGUCACCUACGGCAUCGAUGAUCGACCACCUUGGUACUCGACCAUUGUACUUGCAUUUCAGCACUUUCUAACGGAUGUAGCCAGUCUGUUUUCAUUCCCGCUGAUCAUUGGUCAAGCGAUGUGUAUCCAAAAUGAUUUGUUGAUCACUUCUCAGCUUAUCUCAACUAUCUUCGUAGUAUCUGGAAUUCAGACGUUCCUACAAGCAACGUUCGGAAGCAGACUUCCUAUUGUCCAAGGUCCAUCGUUUGCUUUUCUUCUGCCUCUGUUUUCUCUCCUUAACCUACGAGGUCAAUGCCCAUCUGACCCAGCUACUGCAGGGAAUUCAACCAACCUAACCAUGCUAACGGAAAGCAGGCUUGAGUUUAGAGAUAGAAUGCAAGAAUUGCAGGGAGCGGUUCUGGUUGCUUCGUUUUACGAGAUAUUAGUGGGCUUCACGGGCAUAACAAGCAUUCUGUUGAAGUUCAUAGGACCUCUUACAAUAGCACCAACGAUUGGUCUUAUCGGUCUAUCACUCUUUAACGUGGCAUCUUCCAAUGCAAGUCAACACUGGGGCAUAUCAGCAAUGACCGUUUUUCUCAUUGCGUUGUUUUCCCAGUACUUGGAGAGAUUUCCAAUUCCUUGCCCUGGUCCUUCGAAGUCAAAAGGAAUUCGCAUUUUCAGGUUUCAUUUGUUUACAUUAUUCCCGGUUGUACUAAGCAUCAUGAUAGCAUGGUUAGUCUGUUAUAUUCUGACCUUGUUCGAUGUAUUUCCCGAGGACAGUAACGCGAUUGGAUACGCAGCUCGGACGGAUAUCAAAUCAACACAACUCGAGGAAACGCCUUGGUUUUAUGUACCAUACCCAGGUCAAUGGGGGCUACCCCGGAUAACCGGUCCUGGUGUUCUUGGAAUGAUAGCCGGAUGCACCGCCUCUAUCGUUGAAUCCAUUGGAGAUUACUUCGCAUGCGCAAAGCUGUCCGGUGCACCGCCCCCACCUCAUCACGCCAUGAACAGGGGAAUUGGAAUGGAAGGAAUUGGUGGCGUUAUCUCGGCUUUCUGGGGAACGGGCGUUGGAUCAACAUCGUACAGCCAAAAUAUCGGUACAAUUGGUAUAACCAAGGUCGGUAGUCGUUUUGUCGUUCAAGUCAUGGGCGUGUUGGUAAUCGUUCUUGGAUUAUGGCUUAAAGCCGCUGCUUUUCUGGCUACCAUCCCAACCCCAGUUAUUGGAGGCGUCAUGAUUGUCACAUAUGGGAUCGUGAGUGCCGUUGGUUUCAGCAAUCUGCAGUAUGUGGAUAUGAACUCCCCCAGGAACUUAUUCAUUCUUGGGUUCUCACUCUACAUGGGGACGGCUGUUCCCGCUUUUGUCAACAGCAACCAAGACAAAAUCAAUACAGGGUCGGAGGUUUUUGACGAAAUGCUGAUUAUAAUUCUUGGGACAAGCAUGUUUAUAGGAGGAGCCACUGGAUUUGUACUUGAUAACACAAUACCAGGGACUCCAGAAGUGAGGGGCCUUGUUCAGUUCCAUCACUUGCAAGGAAUGGAACCGGUCGAUUCUAAAGGUGCUCCGGAUGACAAUCCCUCAGACAAUAGUGACAACGCUCUUCAGAAGGAAAUCGCUACAUACGUCAACAAAUGCUACGACUUUCCAUUUGGUAUGCCAUUGGUCAAGAGUGUGAGUUGGACCAAGUACAUUCCGUUUUGUCCAACAUUUAGAGGAUACAGGGUGUCACUGCCUAAGUGCUUCUCAAAGAGGGAAAAGAAUGUGUGACUUUUUUUUUGUUACAUCAAAAGGCUUGAGGAUCAUAUU